CAAAUGGGCUUUUCUAUAUAUUUUAUAAAAACUUUUGACACUUGCUCCACACAAACCCGGUUUUUUAAGCAAGCACUAAGUAAAUUUGUUAUUAUAAUGUACGCUUGUCGCCCAUUUGUCCGAAGUCUGAAUGGAAGGAGUUCGCUCUUGAGGCAGCUGGUGAUCCUGAGACCUUCCAUGAGGAUUCGCCUUUUGGCCACCAAAGGAUCGAAGGAUAUCAAGGCGAGUGGACCCACGACAAUAGGUCCUGGAGGAGACGUCAUGGUUCCGCCCGUCACCCUUAAAGUCAUACCAUUUCGAAUGCCACCCGAUUUGCCCUACGACGAUCGCAAUAUGAUACUGGGUCGGCAGAUGUCGCCACACUUGACCAUUUACAAGUUGCAACUGACUUCCGGUUUGUCCAUAUGCCUCCGUAUGAGUGGCUUUGCUUUGGGCAUUUUCGUUUGGGCCCUGGGAAUCGCAGGACUCUGCAUGCAGGGCGAUAUGGAUGGAUUUGUCAAAAAGAUCGAGAAUUGCGACUGUCACGGCCUUGUGACGAUGGCCAAGGUGAUGGUUGUGAUGCCAUUUGCCUACCACUUGGUCGCCGGCACUCGGCAUUUGAUCUGGUACCUGAACAAAUUCCUAACCAUACCGGAGGUCUAUGCCACCGGCUAUGUGGCUAUGGUCCUUUCGGUUGCUCUGGCUGUUGGCUUGCUAGUCGUGGACGUUGGUGAAAAGGUAAAGGAAGAGGUGGUGGAUCUUACCAAGCCUCAAAAGAAAGGGCAGACACCGCCGCCAAAGAAAGAAGAAAAGAAGGAUCCCAAGAAGGAUGCGAAGACGGAACCUCCUAAGGAUGCUAAGAAGGACCCCAAGAAAGAUGCAAAGGGCAAAAAUAAGGAAGACGAUGGCAAGAAAUAAUUCUAAUGGUAUUAAGUUUUUUUUUUAUCAAAGUAAAGCUAAUGCUACAUAAAAAAUGUUAGGAAACCUAGAAAGACGAUCAACUAAGCUUAAGGCCAUGACGAUAGCUUGCAUUGAUUUUUUAAAUUGGUUUCAAAAUUUAAAUGUAUUAAAUUUAUCAUAAAUUAAUAUAUUCACAGAAAUUUCAUUUUA
Molecule: messenger RNA, 1089 nt
Organism: Drosophila rhopaloa
Lineage: Eukaryota; Metazoa; Arthropoda; Insecta; Diptera; Drosophilidae
Gene: SdhCL
Biological process (GO): tricarboxylic acid cycle; mitochondrial electron transport, succinate to ubiquinone
Cellular component (GO): membrane
Molecular function (GO): succinate dehydrogenase activity; electron transfer activity
Source: RefSeq, a predicted model, not a curated record